UUGAGAUCAGAACUAAACCAACAGAGAAGAAUUUGAAUUCCAAAAACCCUAAAUCCCCAAAAGUUGGCAUCAAAACCCUCAAUUUCUCGACAAUGACGAGCAAUUGGAAGAGGACAGUGGGAAAUGUGAGAUCAUUCAUAGGCAAUUCGAUGGGAGGCCUAAGAGGUGGGAGCAACUUGGCCUCGUGGGUCGUCGCCGGAACCCUAGCCUACUUCCUCUGGGUCAAGCCCUCACAAGACCUCAAACGUGAACAGCAGGAAAGGGCAGCUUUGGCAGCUUUGGCAGCUUUGGUAGAAGUUUCAAAUCCGAAUAGAUAUGUAGAGAAACGGAAACCCAUUCCGGAUCCGCAGGAGACUGGAUUGAUAUAUGGAAAUAAGAAUAGGAGUAGAAAACCAGAGUGAAAUUUUACGACAUUGUUGUUGGAAGUUGCAGAAUUAUAAGUCUCGGCUUUGUAAGUGUGAACUGUGUAAUGCGUUUGUGGAAUGUGAGCCGCUAAUUAUAGGGUUUAUCGUCAAUAAUCUGUAAACAGCAACGUAUAAGUUUAGUCUUGAAUACCUAUUUACUUACAGUUGUGCUGCAAAUGUGCACUGAUCAAAAAUAGAUCCAUAGGCCAAUGUCUCUUGUAUGAAUUAUGACAGUGUUUUUCGACGUUAUGUCUGAAUGAUAAAAUUGCAUGGAUAGUUGUGAUCU
Molecule: messenger RNA, 690 nt
Organism: Argentina anserina (silverweed cinquefoil)
Lineage: Eukaryota; Viridiplantae; Streptophyta; Magnoliopsida; Rosales; Rosaceae
Exons: 3
Coding region: 93-401 (102 amino acids)
Source: RefSeq, a predicted model, not a curated record